AGGGAGGGGAGGAUCCAAUCCGGUUUCAGCUAGUUUUUCUUCCAGUGGAACUCAAACGUCUCGCUGCGCCGUAUCCUGUAGUGGCACAGCGUUACCCAGUAGUUUCAGCUGGAUUAGUGAGAUAACACGGAUCUGUUGUUUUUUAUUUUUAUUUGAAAAGUCCCCACAAAGCAAUGCCUAAAAGGAGCAAAGCAGCUGCAGGAGGAGAGUCUGCGCCCAAGAGGAGAUCUCUUAGGUUGAAGGAUAAACCUGAACCCACAAAGGCAGAGCCCAAACCCAAACCAAAGAAGGGAUCCGCCAAGGCCAAGAAAGCCAAGGAGGUGGAGAAGGCCAAGCCUGAGGAGAAGGCUGCGGAGAAUCCAGCUGAGAACGGUGAAGCCAAAGCUGAUGAAGAGGCACCGGCCACGAACGACGUUGAUAAAACGGACGAGGCAGCAGAAUAGCAGCGCUCCCUUCCGUUUUGCUCCCUGGACCUCUUUUCUUGUACAAUUCAGGGGAAUAUUUUUAUCAAGUAUUUUCUAACGACAGGAUUUGUAGUGGGCCGAAUGUAGAGAAGACUUUUUCUUUUGUAAAAACGGUCCGUUUGGGUAUGGGAAUCAUCCGAUCAUCUGUGAGGGUUUUUAAAGUGGAGUAAUAAUGGGGAGGAGGGGUGGGCCACAUUCCAUUUUCUUUGUGAGGGACGGCGUUAGGCUAGCAGCUCGUGCUUUUAUUGUUGAUAUUGAGCCGUGUUCUAGAACGUUGGUGAGCUUUUCCUAUUUGUAACUCGUAUUCGUGCGUUCUCCUCCUGAAGCCGAUCGUUCCGGUACCGGACAGGUCAGAACCGUGUCUGUCGUUCCACAUGUGUGAUCUGCUGUGCAAGGCGUGUCCUGUCCUGGUCCAGCCAGAGGCGUGUUUAACCGCGUGAGCGGCUGGUGGGCUGAUGCGUACCAGCAGUAGCCAUAUUUAUGUGGGCUGUACCACCUGUUCAUUUGUUUGGUUGUAUUUGUGUAAUGAUUGUUAAUAAACCAAUAAAACCCA
Nothobranchius furzeri (turquoise killifish) is the source of this 1017-nucleotide messenger RNA. RefSeq names its product high mobility group nucleosome binding domain 1b (gene hmgn1b). Gene Ontology annotation, molecular function: nucleosomal DNA binding. Lineage: Eukaryota; Metazoa; Chordata; Actinopteri; Cyprinodontiformes; Nothobranchiidae. The record is from RefSeq and is a predicted model, not a curated record. Gene Ontology annotation, cellular component: chromatin; nucleus.